AUGUUUGUGGGCGGCCCUGAGGACAUCCCCAUUGAGGGCGACGAGUUCGAAAAGUCGAAGCCAAGAGUCCUCUCCAUCGCUGGAUACUGCUUCCUUUCACUGAUCGCCCACUUUUUCGUCCAAGAUGUUGGUGGUGCGCUGUCCAUGGCUAUUCUCGGCGGGUUGCUGUACUACUACUCCAAGAAGCCUACUCAUCUCAGCAUCACGCUGGCAUUAGGCAUGAGCCUGGCGAUCUUGUUCAUGAGCGGCUUCAUCUGGUUCAGCAUAUUGUUAUCUACGCAUCUUCAACUGUGGCUAGCGGAUAUUGUCACACAAUUAGAGUUCAUCCUCUACGUGCUCGAUUUCGGCGCCUCCUGCCUCGCACUAUUCCAACUUCAAUACGUUUUUGAUUCGCCAACCUACCGUGGGCCGCGGUCCUUCCUUCCCCGCUGGGCCGAAUCUGCUGCUCGUGCUGAGGGAUGGAAAGGAUGGUCUCCAUUCCAGGGUGAAGGGCAACGCCUGGGCGGAUGGCAGUAA
Molecule: messenger RNA, 516 nt
Organism: Eimeria acervulina
Lineage: Eukaryota; Apicomplexa; Conoidasida; Eucoccidiorida; Eimeriidae
Exons: 7
Coding region: 1-516 (171 amino acids)
Source: RefSeq, a predicted model, not a curated record